Messenger RNA from Aspergillus novofumigatus IBT 16806, 764 nucleotides. Its product is annotated as cysteine hydrolase family protein. Lineage: Eukaryota; Fungi; Ascomycota; Eurotiomycetes; Eurotiales; Aspergillaceae. The record is from RefSeq and is a predicted model, not a curated record. The transcript has 2 exons. The coding region runs from base 49 to 510 and encodes 153 amino acids.
CUGCAAUUGGUCAACAGCCGGUACCGGCUUGUCUGAAGCGGAACCGGGAUGUUUGGAUCGGCCCGCGAAUCCGACGUCAAAGUCAUCUACGUCAAGACAGCUUUCCGGGCAGGAUACCCCGACACACACCCGCGCAGCACCAUGGGUACUCGAGUCCGAGAAUCACAGUCCUUCUGCGAAGGUGACAUCUCCGUGGAGAUCUCUUCUGUCGUGGCGCCGAAUGCCAACGAGCCGAUCAUCACUAAGCGCCGCGUGUCGGCUUUCACCGCGACGGAUCUGGACCUUGUGCUUCGCUGUCUGGGAGCGCAGCAUUUGGUCGUCGUCGGGCUGAUCACCAGCGGUGCGGUGCUGUCGACUGUUAGGCAGGCUGCUGAUCUGGACUACCAGUUGACUGUGCUGGAGGAUCUGUGCAUGGACAGAGACCAGGAAGUUCAUGACAUUCUGAUGAAAAAGGUGUUGUCGAGACAGGCGCGGGUUGUUUCCUCUGCAGAGUGGUUGGCGGACACUUGAUUGAUGAUGAAUCCGGCGACAGACAGGGCGACAGAGCGACAAAAUGUCCAGUGCCAAGCUAGGGAGUCUUGCUCUAGUGAAGGCAAAAUAAGAUGGCGGGAAAGGAAUUCAUCGGGCCCAGUCGAGUGAACUCGUCGCCGUCUUGCGGUGAUCGAGUUUGAGGCCGCUACAAAUUUGUACACAGAUUGAUUUUAUCACAAUCAACGGAUUCACGCAGUCAAGGACUAGAUCCAGAAGUUUCUGUUGAAUCUUAC